CAAAAGUAUAAAAAAUACAACUAUUAUAAUAAUUAUCAUUCAAAAUUUUAAAAGUCAUCUCCACUCAAUAUCAAAAAAUCCCUCGUGUUUCCAAUAUAAACAUCACAACUCCUUCAUGGUUCAUCUAAUAAAUUAAAAAAAAAUCUCUGGAGAAAAUAUCAAAAUCCGAAACAAUGUACUCUUCAUCCUCUGCAUCUAAACACCACGUUUCCGUCCCUAUCCUGCCCAUGCAACUCCUCUUUAUUCUCAGUGUUUUGUCCGUAGACCAGACCAGUGCAUUGAACCAGACUAAUGCGUAUCUUCACCACAAAUGCAUCAACAGUCAAGGGACAUAUAAUCCAGGAAGUCCGUAUGAGGUUAACCUAAAAAAUGUCAUCCCGGUUAUCUCUACCGCAAUAACCAACUACGGUUUUGUCCACAUCGACAGUGGUGAGGCUCCUAAUACCGUCUUCACCAAGCUUCAGUGUCGGGGCGACUCUGACAUCUCCACGUGCCGCUCUUGCCUCACCACUGCCUCAUCCGAGAUUCUUAAGAGAUGUCUGAAAACCAAGGGAAAAAUAAUAUGGUACGACAACUGUCUUCUGGAGAUUUCUCCCAUCAACACCUUAUUCAAGCUUGAUUACCAGAAUAAUUUUUAUUUAUACAAUUCGAAAGAUGCAAGCGGAGAUAAAGAACUGUUCAACAAAAAUACGAGGACUCUCCUUAAUGAGCUGAAAGAGAAAGCCAUUAGUAAAGAAAACAAUGCCGGCAAAGUUCAAUUCUUGUACGCGACGGGAGAGAGAAAUUUUGGGACGACGAAGUUGUACGCAAUGGUGCAGUGUACAAAGGACUUAUCGAUAAACAAUUGCAAUGUGUGUUUGAAUUGGAUUAUGGGGAAGCUUCCAAAUUGCUGCAACGGUAAACAAGGAGGAAGAGUUUUGAGUACGAGCUGUAAUUUUAGGUAUGAGCUUUACCCUUUUGUAAAGCCUCUUGUAAAGACUUAAAUACUAGAAUAAAUAUUAAAGGUAGUUCACUCUUUGUGAUUUAUUUUGUAUAACCCAUCUUUCUUGGACCAUUUGCAUUAGAUGUUAAGUUGUUAACCCAAGAUUAAAUAAACAACCGAUUAUUAUAAAGACAGGAUUGAUAAUUAGCUUAAAUUUAAAUCUUGGAA
Molecule: messenger RNA, 1150 nt
Organism: Thlaspi arvense
Lineage: Eukaryota; Viridiplantae; Streptophyta; Magnoliopsida; Brassicales; Brassicaceae
Source: the annotation of a GenBank genome assembly